This is a messenger RNA of Monascus purpureus, 300 nucleotides long. Lineage: Eukaryota; Fungi; Ascomycota; Eurotiomycetes; Eurotiales; Aspergillaceae. The record is from the annotation of a GenBank genome assembly.
AUGGGCCGGGCUAAAUCUGAGCAGAGGGCCAUGUGGUCCGAUUUCCCACAUAACAUCAUCUUCCCGGGCAUCAAUUUACCUGACGACUAUAGUGCCCUUCUCAAGAAGUAUCUGCAAAUUGCGCCCUAUGAGAUCGACAAUCCGUUUGACAAUCCCAUCAUCCACCAUCCGGAAGAAUUGAAGCCCCCGGAAUAUCCAGAGGGGUACGAUGAUAUGGAUCCUGAAGCAAAGCACAAGCGGAUGAGCUUAUCAGACGCCAACACUCCUUCUAUCUCUCUCGUGUAUUUAAUGGAGGUCUGA